AGAUUUUGUAUAUCGUCGUGCAAACUCCCUCGCUUCACUUCUCUUUGUCGCUCGCUGAAGCCGCUGAACCAGAAGACCCAACCUCAGAGCCUAGAGCCCUAACUCUCUCUCUCUCUCCUACAAUGAACUGUGCAAUUUCCGGUGAGGUGCCGGAGGAGCCUGUCGUCUCCGCGAAGUCUGGAUUGCUCUUCGAGAAGCGUUUAAUCGAGAGACACAUAUCGGAUUAUGGAAAAUGCCCAAUAACGGGUGAACCACUCACAAUGGACGACCUUGUUCCAAUCAAAACAGGCAAGAUAGUGCGGCCAAGACCUGUGCAAGCUGCUAGCAUCCCUGGCAUGCUUGGGAUGUUCCAAACUGAAUGGGAUAGUUUGAUGCUAUCCAAUUUUGCAUUGGAGCAACAGCUACACACUGCAAGACAAGAGCUAAGUCAUGCUCUAUACCAGCAUGAUGCUGCUUGCCGUGUGAUUGCAAGGCUGAAGAAAGAAAGAGACGAAGCACGAUCACUACUUGCUCAGGUUGAGAGACAUGUACCAAUGCCAGCAUCAGCGCCGAUUGUAGUAAAUGCUGUUGGCAAUGGGAGAACAGCUGCUGUUGAUGGAGUGGGCCCUGGUGGAAACAAUAUACGUCCUGGAAUAUCUGCUGGUGUAUUUGAAGAGCUCACCGAAUGCAAUGCUGCUCUUUCACAGCAGCGGAAAAAACGGCAGAUACCCUCAACAUUGGCUCCUGUUGAUGAUUUAGAGAGGUAUACCCAGAUAUCUAGUCAUCCGCUUCACAAAACUAGCAAACCAGGCAUUGUGUCUAUUGAUAUACAUCACGAAAAGGACAUUAUUGCAACUGGUGGCAUUGAUACAAAUGCUGUAAUUUUUGACCGCUCAUCUGGAGAAAUCCUAUCUACUCUUAAUGGUCACUCAAAGAAGGUUACCAGUGUAAAAUUUGUGGCUCCGGAUGACCUUUUCUUGACUGGGUCAGCAGAUAAGACAGUGCGUAUAUGGCAAGGAUCUGAUAAUGGGAACUAUAUUUGCAACCACGUUCUGAGAGAUCAUAAUGCUGAGGUGCAAGCUGUUACGGUCCAUGCCACAAAUAACUACUUUGUGACUGCUUCUCUUGAUAAAACAUGGUGCUUUUAUGAGCUUUCUUCUGGAUUGUGUCUUACACAGGUUGAAGACACUUCAGGAACUGAGGGCUACACGUCUGCGGCAUUUCAUCCCGAUGGUCUCAUCCUUGGAACAGGCACCUCCGAGGCACUUGUUAAAAUUUGGGAUGUGAAAACUCAGACAAACGUUGCCAAAUUUGAUGGACAUGUUGGAGCAGUAACUGCUAUAUCUUUCUCGGAAAAUGGUUACUUCCUUGCGACUGCAGCUAGUGAUGGUGUAAAGCUUUGGGAUCUGCGCAAAUUGAGGAACUUCAGGACAUUUGCUCCUUAUGAUCCAGAGACGCCAACAAAUUCUGUUGAGUUUGACCAUAGUGGUAGUUACCUUGCACUUGCGGGUUCUGAUAUAAGGGUUUACCAGGUUGCUAAUGUGAAAUCAGAAUGGAACUGUAUCAAAACUUUCCCUGAUUUGUCGGGCACAGGUAAAGUUACUUCAGUGAAAUUUGGUCCGGAUGCAAAGUACCUUGCAGUGGGAUCAAUGGACAGAAACCUUCGCAUUUUCGGCCUACCUGGAGAUAAUGAUGUAAUGGAGUCUUGAAGCAAACUUAAACUUGCCCAAAUCUUGGUAUUGCACUGUUUUGCUGUGCCUCUAGUUUCUGUUACCUUUAGUGCUGAUUCAUGUUUUUGGGACUUGAUGCCGACAUUCUCAUUCGUUGGCCCUGUUCCGGUAGUUCUGAAACAAUGAACAGGAUGAUGGCAGGUCUCAAAGCCUGCAUUUUGGCAUAGCAUGCGGCAGCUACAAUUGCAGUUAUCAGCUGAGUUGUGACAUUCUUUUAAAUAGCCAGUGUUAGAACUUAGGCACAUGCUCUCUUGUACUAUGAUCUUAUUUUGUUAUUUGUUCGUCUUCAAAUGUACUAUGGCCAGACAGAUGUUAAAUAUACAGAGUAUGCAGUUUCUUAAAAUGGUGAAAUGGGCUUAUUAUC
Molecule: messenger RNA, 2073 nt
Organism: Morus notabilis
Lineage: Eukaryota; Viridiplantae; Streptophyta; Magnoliopsida; Rosales; Moraceae
Product: pre-mRNA-processing factor 19
Exons: 18
Coding region: 123-1688 (521 amino acids)
Biological process (GO): DNA repair; protein ubiquitination; mRNA splicing, via spliceosome
Cellular component (GO): Prp19 complex; cytoplasm; U2-type catalytic step 1 spliceosome
Molecular function (GO): protein binding; ubiquitin protein ligase activity
Source: RefSeq, a predicted model, not a curated record